This is a messenger RNA of Colletotrichum costaricense, 375 nucleotides long. RefSeq lists its product as uncharacterized. Bases 1 to 375 code for a protein of 124 amino acids. The transcript has a single exon. Lineage: Eukaryota; Fungi; Ascomycota; Sordariomycetes; Glomerellales; Glomerellaceae. The record is from RefSeq and is a predicted model, not a curated record.
AUGCACUGGGACCGGGGAUUCACCACCAUAAACUUGCUUCCAGGUCCCAGGCGACUCUUCCUCCACACAACCACACACACAAUCAUACUCCUCUCAACCACGCAAACCCAACCAUCAUCCCACAAUCCUCUUCGCGCUGCACCUCGUGGACGAAACACAUUUUACGCUGUUUCAGUAGCCCGAGUCAUCCAAAAACGACACAAACAUUUCGCAAUCGCGCAACCCACGAACAACGCACCACUACCACCAACCACCAACCACAUCCCUCGACUUUCCUGCACCGAAACUCUGCCCGAGUCCCGGUCAUCCAUCCACACUUCCAACCAGCUGCCCUCCGGCCACGGAACCCACGACGAACCCCCACGCGACAAGUGA